GUGAUGGUUGUGGUGAAGGCUUGCGGGUGUUGGUCCCUCAUUUUGAUUUGCGUAAAACAUUUUGAUUUACCAACAAUGGCUCUCAAAGUUUGGAAGUUGAACUAACCACUAGUGUUUCUCAACUUAAUUCCCCCAAAGUCCAACCACAUCUCAUCAAACUCAUAUUAAUCUUUCCAAAUCAGUUGUGCCUUUCAACAUUUGUUCUCUAUAAAAUACCCUAUUAAUGCAUGUUCUCUUCAACACACAACAAACUUGUUUAGUAGAGAGCCCAUCUCCUUCAAAACUUUCUACUCCAAUCAAACAAUAAUGGCAGCUUUUCAUAGUUGUUUGGUUGUAUCUCUGAUCAUGGCAUUAUCACUUUCAAGCAUCCAGGCAACCAUGGCGGCUCGGGCUGCUCGCCAACUACUGCAGACAACGGUGCCUUCAAUCCCAUCUCUGCCGAAAGUCACACUUCCUCCAUUGCCUACAAUGCCGACCAUCCCUCAAGCCACAUUGCCACCAUUGCCGACGAUGCCUGCUGCCCCAACCUUACCAAAAACCACAUUGCCGCCUUUGCCAAGCACCCAAAUUCCAUCAUUGCCAACUACCAUGCCCACACUUCCUAAGGUGACUCUGCCACCAUUGCCAGCUGCUUCACUACCCACCAUCCCAACAACAAUUCCUUCAUUCCCAACCAUUCCUACAACCAUGCCAUCAAUUCCUUUCCUCUCACCACCACCAUCUAAUUAACUAGUCCUGAGCUGAGCUGAGACACCAACAUCCUAAUCAUGCCCACAACUCCUUCUCUCACCACCGCCAUUAACCACUAGCCUGAGUCUAUAUGCCACCAUUUCUCAUUCAUUUAUUAUGAAUAAGUUUGAUUCAUUGGUAUUUUGGCAGUUUGAAUCAGUUUAUAGUUUAGAGUCAGUUUUCCUGCUUGUAUGGAUUUCAGUUGUUAUUUUGUACAAUUUUGCACUUCUGUCAGGGUUUGUUGUUUAUGUAUGGAUAUCAUUAUUUGUGUU
This is a messenger RNA of Camellia sinensis, 1001 nucleotides long. Lineage: Eukaryota; Viridiplantae; Streptophyta; Magnoliopsida; Ericales; Theaceae. The record is from RefSeq and is a predicted model, not a curated record.